This is a messenger RNA of Brassica napus (rape), 5584 nucleotides long. RefSeq lists its product as uncharacterized. The record is from RefSeq and is a predicted model, not a curated record. Gene Ontology annotation, molecular function: nucleic acid binding. The transcript has 7 exons. Lineage: Eukaryota; Viridiplantae; Streptophyta; Magnoliopsida; Brassicales; Brassicaceae. The coding region runs from base 3903 to 5240 and encodes 445 amino acids.
UGAAAUGGUUAUUUAUAGCGAACUGUAAGGUAAGCAUUCGGCUUUAUGUAUAUUUGUAUGUAGAUAUCAUAUCUUUUUCUUUUUUCUUUUUUUUUGAUAUGUAUACUUGUAUGUAGAUAUCAUUGUAAUGACCCACCUCCACUAUCCCCACUAUCUCCACCAUCUCCACCAUCCCCACCACUCCCACCAUCUCCACCAUCCCCAACUUCUUUAAAGAGAAAGAGAGAGAGAGGGAGAGAGAGAGAGAGAGAGAAAGAGACAGAAAGCUCACCUGAGCUCGUCGCCGGAGCAACCGUGUGCCGUGAUCACGUUCAGCUUGCCACCACCGAUAAACGCCCUAGGCCAUCAUCGUGUUCCUCUCGUCGAGACGAAGCCGUAGACACCAACCACGCCUCAAACGGAGCCCGGACGAAGCCGCACGCGCCUCCCGAAGAUUCGCCUCGGCGCGCGCGUGAAACACACGCGCCACCGCCUUCCGCCGGAGCCACCGCGAGUUCCGGCCACGCGCCGCCGUCUCCGACCAACGUUCGCCGGAGCUGCCGUGACCGACCACCGUCCGUCCGCCGCCGAGAAGCCGCCGCCGCGUCGCCGCCUCGCCGCCGUCGCCGCCGUUGAUUUUCCGGUAAGCCGCCGGGGACCGACACCGGUGACUCGCCGGUGACUCGCCAACUCGGCCGAGUCAACCCGAUUUGGAGUCCAUUUGAGCAGCUGGAGUUCAUAGAUAUCUCUUAUUAUUGCUAAGGUGAGACAAACAAGUAUGUGAUAUUUGGACGGACUUGGUGCUACUGGACUUUUCUUUCGGAUUUUAUUUGGGCAUGGGUGAGAGUUGUCGGGUUUAUGGGCUUUUAUAUUACGGGAUAUUGUUGGUGGCCCGUCGUCCUUAGUGUCAGGGAGACGGGUGUCACAUUGUUGUAUGAUGACGCGUCGGGGGUGACACGCUGUCCUCCAUAUAGGAGGUGACGGGUGUCACAAUUUGGUAUCAGAGCGGGUUCCAUCCCGGUUCCGUCCGGGAUGGCGGUCAGGGGAUUCGGUUUUCAUCGGUUUUCAACUUAAAAAAAAAAACUAUAUAUUUAUUUAUACAUUUCGAAAUUCUUUUAGCACCAUUCUGUCCAGUAAUUACUAACUCAAAUGUCUCUUUCUAUGACGAUGAGUAAAAUCAUCGUCAUUCGUCCUUCGACUAUCAAGGUUCUCGACAGAUGUUCAGCAGUUGCGUGAAGUCCAAGUUCGUCAGUUUUCUCGGGAGUUAUCAGUUUCUUCGGUCAUGAUUUCGAGGCUAUCCAGGAGUGGAUAUGUGACGUUUCUGCCACCAGCCCACUUCAAGCAAUCGUUCCACGAGUUUUGUUACUGGAGAUUAUGUGGUGUGUGGUAUGAGCCAUUGGUUGGCAUGUGUUGUUGUGUGUACGAGUAUAUUGACUAUUUUGGAGAUAUAUUUGUUUUGUGAACUCGUGGAGAUCGCUUUUGAAUUGGGGUGCAGCAGCUUGCGUUGUGUGGGUGUUGGAGUUACACUUUGGUAUGUUUACCAAUUUUGGCAGUGUUGAUCGUUUCAGAGAUGUGUCAGUUUGGGCAACUGACAUAGGACAUUGGGAGCUAUUUAUAUCCAUCGCAGUGUACCAGUUAUGCUUGGAGGGCCGAUUUGUUCGGAUAUUCAUCAGAGAUGGAGCUACGUUUUUACGAUGUUAUCCUUGGGAUUGCCUGAGGGCAAGAUUGACUGUCACGGCAUCAAGUAGUGUUGGAUUGCCUGAGGGCAAGAGUUUCGAUUGCUGGAGCAGAUGGAAGUUGUUAGUGCAUGCAUGCUACAUACUGAGGAGUUAUGGGAUACAAGUAUAUAUAGAUUUUUGACUACCAUCUCGAUGGUUAAGGAUGAUGGACAACAUGAGCUGCAGGAUCUUCCGGUUAUUGCAGAGUAUGAGGAUAUAUUUGUGACCUUUGGAAAGGCCACCACAUGACACAUGAGAAACUCUUGCGAUUUGUUUGGAGCAAACAACACCAGUUUCACAAGUUUUAUACCCAUUAGCACCAACAGAGAUGACAAAGCUGAAAGAGCAUGUUGAAGAUUCAUCAGACAAGGGUUUUAUCAGACCGGAUACUUUACCGUGGGGAACAUCAUCAUUGUUGUUGUAAAGAAGAAAGGUGGGAGUGUCAAUUUUGUAUCGACUACAAAGGUCUGAACAAAGUGACCAUUAAAGAUAAGUAUCGCUUCCGCGCAUUGAUGAAUUAUUGGAUUAUUUACAGGAAGUUUAUAGUUCUUGAAGGUUGACAUGGCAUCAGAACACCAUCAGAUUACUAUAUUUGAAGAGUAUCUACUGAAUGUAAAUUUUUGUAUACAUUAUGGAUAUUAUGGGACGCAGUGAUACCAUUUGGCUCGACAAAGGCACUGUUGCAUUCAUGAAGAUAUGAAUGACGUUUUCAUGAACAUUUGGAUAGGUGUGCGAUUGUAUUCAUCGAUGACAUCCUGAUUUAUUUUGGAGAAGAAAGGAGAUUUGUGAGCAUUUCGCGGAUUGCGUUGGAUAAGCCUGGAGAGCAUCAGUUGUUCGCUAAGUUGAGGAAGUGUAGCUUCUGGCAAAGGAAUGUUGUAUUUUUGGCUGACAUGGUUUUGGAAGCAGAAUUUUGAUGGAUCCAAAGAAGAUUAAUACCGUUUCGGGAAGGUCGAAACCUAAGAGCGCUACAAAGAUCUGCCGUUCUUUUUGGGUUAAUAGUGUACUACUGGAAGUUCAUCAAGGGUUUCCCCGGUAUAGUAAUGUUAAAGACGCGGUCUACAUGUAAAGACGUAAAGUGUGGCUGGAUAGAUUUUGUUCGAGGAGUUUCACUGAAUUGAAGCACAACUAAUGAAGACACCAGUUUUGGGUUCUACUGAGGCUGAGGCUUACUGUGAUGUGUCAGAUACUGGAUUGGAUUUAAAUUAAGGUAUGAGGAUUAAGUCAUUCAUAUGCAUCAUGCCAGAGAGGCUGUAGUGGUAUUUGCGUUAUAGUUUUGGAAAUCAUAAUUGUACGGGAAGGAAGUUUAGAUUCUCUGGGAUUAUUAGAAUGUGAAAUUUAUCUUCAUUUAUUAAAAACUUGUACUUGGACAGUGCAAUUGGAUUGAGUUUGUAGCAAGCUAUAGUUUGGAUAUCACAUACUAUCUGGUAAGGACAACCAGGUGAUAAAUGCCUUGGGUAGGCGUAUGAGCUGUAUCUCAGGAACCAAGAAGGUUCAUGAGUUUACUGGGAGAUUUGCUAGUCUCAGGUUGGGUGCCAUUACUAUCAAUGGAGAGACAGAUGUCCUUGAGGAUUGGAGCAUGCAGUUUUGCUAUGGAGGAUACGCAAGCACAAGUUAGCAUUGGAUUUGGUUGAACAGAUCGAGAUUGAGAGUAUUGGAUAUCAUACAGCUUUGAGCAGGAUAUACUUGUACCGGAACCGAGUUUGUGUGUUGGACGAUAAGUUGUUAAGAAAAAGAAUCUUACAACAAACAUAUCACUCGAGUUUCUCUACCCAUCGGGAACACCAAAGGGUACAAAGAUAUGAAGAGUUAACUAUAAUUGGUGUAGUGUGAAGAUGUUUGUAACUACAUUACGUCGCGGUGCCAGACAUGUUAUCGGGCAAUGACAGAGGAUCAGUUAUCUAUUAUGUUAUUUUUUGAGCUUGUUUUUGCCGGAGUGGAAAUGAGGCAUGGUGAUUAUGGACAUUGUUAUUGGAUUUUAAAUCACCAUAUGUGGAAAGGAUGCCACAUGGGUAGUCAUGGAUAGACUUACAAAGUCAGCCCAUUUCCUAAGUAAUUAAGAAGAUAAUCAGGGCUAAUCAAUUGGAGCAGACCUACAUUAUUGAGUUUGGGAAGUUUCAUGGAUGUCAACAUUGUAUCGGAUUGAGAAUCGAAGUUCACAUCUACAUUUCAGAGAGCCUUUCGGAAGGCACUUGGGACAAAGAUCAUAUGAGUACAUCUUAUCACCCGUUGACAUAUUGUCAGUCAGAGAGGACUAUUCAGACUUUGGAGGAUAUGCUCAGAGCUUGUGUUUUAGAUUGGGAAGGUAGUUGGGUGAAGUAUCUACCUCUAGCCGAGUUUGCCUACAACAACAGCUAUCAUUCGAGUAUUGGGAUGGCACCAUAUGAGGCUCUAUAUGGUAGGCCUUGUCGCACGCCACUUUGUUGGACGGAAGUGGGAGAACAACGUGAGAUAGAACCAGCCAUGGUUCAAGAGACAGUCGAACAGGUCGAGAUGCUCAAGAUGCGGCUUAAGGAAGCCCAUGACCGUCAGAAGAGUUAUGCAGAUAAACGGCGAAGAGAUUUGGAGUUUCAAGUUGGCGACCUAGUAUACCUGAAAAUGAGGACAUUUCAGGGAGGAUCUAAGACUCGGAAGCUAAAGAAGCUUAAACCAAGAUAUAUGGGACCAUAUCCUAUUUUGGAGCGGAUUGGAGCAGUUGCUUACCGACUAAAUUUAUCAGGAGAGUUAUCAGAUUUCCAUGACGUGUUUCAUGUUUCCGUUUUGAGGAAAGUAGUGAGAGAGCCAGAGCUCAUUUUGCAGCAACCACCUAGAAACCUUGGCAAAGGGUUACGUGGGUUGUGCCAGCCAGUAGAGAUAUUGGAUCGCCAAGUGAAAGCAGAUCGUGGAAUGAUGACCAUGUUGAUCAAGGUUCGUUGGGAGGGAGACGGAAUUCAGGAGGAUACCUGGGAGUCCGAGCCCCAAAUGAGGAUUGAUUAUCCAGAGCUGUUUCGGGAUGUCAUUGGAGAGUUUGGAGAUGUGAAUUCGGGGUCGAAUUCCUUGUUAGUGGGGGAGAAUUGUAAUGACCCACCUCCACUAUCCCCACUAUCUCCACCAUCUCCACCAUCCCCACCACUCCCACCAUCUCCACCAUCCCCAACUUCUUUAAAGAGAAAGAGAGAGAGAGGGAGAGAGAGAGAGAGAGAGAAAGAGAGAGAAAGCUCACCUGAGCUCGUCGCCGGAGCAACCGUGUGCCGUGAUCACGUUCAGCUUGCCACCACCGAUAAACGCCCUAGGCCAUCAUCGUGUUCCUCUCGUCGAGACGAAGCCGUAGACACCAACCACGCCUCAAACGGAGCCCGGACGAAGCCGCACGCGCCUCCCGAAGAUUCGCCUCGGCGCGCGCGUGAAACACACGCGCCACCGCCUUCCGCCGGAGCCACCGCGAGUUCCGGCCACGCGCCGCCGUCUCCGACCAACGUUCGCCGGAGCUGCCGUGACCGACCACCGUCCGUCCGCCGCCGAGAAGCCGCCGCCGCGUCGCCGCCUCGCCGCCGUCGCCGCCGUUGAUUUUCCGAUUUGGAGUCCAUUUGAGCAGCUGGAGUUCAUAGAUAUCUCUUAUUAUUGCUAAGGUGAGACAAACAAGUAUGUGAUAUUUGGACGGACUUGGUGCUACUGGACUUUUCUUUCGGAUUUUAUUUGGGCAUGGGUGAGAGUUGUCGGGUUUAUGGGCUUUUAUAUUACGGGAUAUUGUUGGUGGCCCGUCGUCCUUAGUGUCAGGGAGACGGGUGUCACAUUGUUGUAUGAUGACGCGUCGGGGGUGACACGCUGUCCUCCAUAUAGGAGGUGACGGGUGUCACAAUCAUAUCUUUUUCAUUUCAUCUCAUUAAAAGCUACAACCUUUUCUACGUGUA